This is a messenger RNA of Hevea brasiliensis (rubber tree), 1729 nucleotides long. RefSeq lists its product as uncharacterized. The record is from RefSeq and is a predicted model, not a curated record. Lineage: Eukaryota; Viridiplantae; Streptophyta; Magnoliopsida; Malpighiales; Euphorbiaceae. The transcript is spliced from 2 exons. The coding region runs from base 194 to 712 and encodes 172 amino acids.
ACAAAACAUGAAGACACCAAGACAUUAGAAAAAUCAGCAAAACCAAUUACAUGUAUAUGAGUCUUAACAUAAAUGUUGUGUCAUAAGUCCAUGUGGAUUCAGCGUCUUUUAUGAUGGCAUCCAUAUUGAGGUGGUAAAUGGACUCUUAGCAAGAGAGGACUAGAUCAAUGACGCAAUAAACAAGACUUUUGGAAUGGUUCCUGCUCGUAUAGGAAAUGGAAUGGCAAAAUCUCUUCUAGAUUUAGUUGGUGAACCCUGUAAAGCAUCUAAUACCAUUCUUGCAAUAAUAGGAGGCCACAAGUGCUCACUGGAUGUGGCUGCUAUCUUGCAAGGAGAAAUAAAAUUUUUCAGAGCCUGGAUACUCUCAUGGGGAAAAAAAAAAUUGGUAGAAAAGAAAGCACAAAUUAUGGUGAUUUUGGAUUCAUUGAGAGAGGUGGAAAGAACGAUGGUGUUAUUGAAGAAACAACCAUUGUUGCAUGCCAGGAAGUGCCUGCUGGCACAAAAGAAAUUCCUGGUGACCCUUAGGAAUUUCAUGUGCUGCUUCCUCUAUUUGACCUUCCUUGCUAUGAUAUUGUUGAAACAAUUUGGAUCUUUUUUGUUAUGCUUGAGGGAAAUUGAUGGAAAAGAAAAGAAAAGAAAUGCCAUUUCUCAAUUUGCUUUUGUUUGGACAACAACUACAAAAAGGAAAAGAGGAAAAAACAAUGGAAAUUAGAUUUCUUAAUUUCCCUACCUUUAUAAAAUUUCUCUCCAAUUUAGAUUGAAAAAGGAAAUGAAAGAUUAAAAAAAUUAUGAAGGCUAAAGUUAUAAACAUACACUGUAUAAAUAACAAGGGCUACAUGAUAAGAGUAUAAAAAUAAAAAUAUACUUCUUUUAUUUUUCAUCCACUUAUAUGUAACUAAAAAAUAUAAUGUAAAAUAGAUUUCUUUUCUUUUCUUUUCCUCUACUUAAUUUCUUUUCAUUCCCAUUUCCAUUUCCAUUGCACAAUUAAGUAUCCAAACAAAGGCUUAGUGUUAAAAUGAUCAAAGGUGACCAAACCACAAUUGCCAAGGAAACUGGAAGGAGACUUGGAAUGGACACAAAUAUGUAUCCAUAUUCAUCUCUGCUAGGUGAAGGUAAGAACGAGGCAACUAUAUCACUUCCAACUGAUAAGCACAUUAAGAAUGCUGAUAGUUCUGCUAGUGUUUCUUCUCUGAACAUAUAAGAAACACAUAUGUGGAAUGAGUGUUGAUGGAGUGAAUGAUGCACCUACCUUGCCGAAGGCUGACAUAGGAAGUGAUGUUGCUGAUUCCAAAGGUGCUACCAGAAGUGCCUCUGACACAGUUCUAAUUGAGUCUGGGUUGUGCAACUUGAACCAACACCAAUUUAACAUGGAAGAUUAAGCAAUUGUCAACAAGCUUGAAGAAUAAUUAAUAUCAGCUAUAUAUCUUCAAGUCAGUAUCAUCUGCUUGGUGCCCAUGCAAACUAGAAAUUUUCAGGAAUAAAAAAUAAUGGUAUGAUUUGGUUGUACAAUGUUCUUACAUCCUUCUUGAUCCUAUUAAAUUUGCAAUGCAGUAUGCACCACAUACCCCAACAAGAAGGAUUUUGGUAAGGACUGUAAACAGAUUCUUCCAUUUUUGAAGCUAUUUUUAGAAACAAUUAGAUGUAAGAUGAAACAAAUGUUUAGUCAAGAUUCAAUUGGACAUUUGAGAAUGACUAAAUGCAAGAUGAAGCAAGGUGGUGACAGAGGUUC